CUGAGCUGGGCAGGUCUGCAUUAAGGAGACUUGGUCCCACUGCCCUGUGGGACAGAGGAGAGGAGAGGCAGAAGGCGGGCCGUGGCAGAUCGAGAAAGGAGCUGCUGGGUGUACAAUGAAAACACUUGUUCUUUUGCUGCUGGUGCUCCUGGACCUGGGGCAGGCCCAAGGGGACAUGCACAGGGUGCCCCUCUGGAAGCAUCAGUCCCUCCGAAAGAAGCUGCGAGCGCGGGGCCAGCUCUCUGAGUUCUGGAAAUCCCAGAGUUUGGACAUGAUCCAGUUCACUGAGUCCUGCACGAUGGAUCAGAGUGUCAACGAGCCCCUCAUCAAUUACCUGGAUAUGGAAUACUUUGGCACCAUCUCCAUUGGCUCCCCACCACAGAACUUCACCGUCAUCUUUGACACCGGCUCCUCCAACCUCUGGGUCCCCUCUGUGUACUGCACCAGCCCAGCCUGUAAGACACACGCCAGGUUCCACCCUUCCUGGUCCAACACGUACAGUGCGACGGGGAGACAUUUCUUCAUUCAGUAUGGGACUGGCAGCUUGUCUGGGGUCAUCGGAGCCGACCACAUCUCCUAUGCACAUUUCCUUUGGGUUUUCUCCUAUCAGGUAGAAGGACUGACUGUGGUCGGCCAGCAGUUUGGGGAGAGUGUCACAGAGCCUGGCCAGACCUUCGUGAAAGCAGAAUUUGAUGGAAUUCUGGGCCUGGGAUACCCCUCCUUGGCUGUUGGAGGGGUUACGCCAGUGUUCGACAACAUGAUGACCCAGAACCUGGUGGAUGUACCCAUGUUUUCUGUCUACAUGAGUAGUGACCCAGAAGGUGGAGCAGGGGGCGAGCUGAUUUUUGGAGGCUAUGACCACUCCCAUUUCUCAGGGAGUCUGAACUGGGUCCCAGUCACCAAGCAAGGCUACUGGCAGAUCACACUGGACACAAUCCAGGUGGGGAGCACCACGAUGUUCUGCUCAGAAGGCUGCCAGGCCAUUGUGGACACAGGAACCUCCCUCCUCACAGGCCCCUCAGGUGACAUCAGGCAGCUGCAGAAGGCCAUUGGGGCCAAGCCCGUGGAUGGAGAAUAUGCUGUGGAGUGUGACAAUCUCAAUGUCAUGCCGGAUGUCAUCUUCACCAUCAAUGGAGUCCCCUACAUCCUUCAACCAACUGCCUACACCCUGGUGGACUUCGUAGACGGAAUGCAGCUCUGCCUCAGUGGCUUUCAAGGUCUCGACAUGCAGCCUCCAUCCGGGCCCCUCUGGAUCCUGGGUGACGUCUUCAUUAGACAGUUUUACUCUGUCUUUGACCGUGGGAACAACCGGGUGGGGCUGGCCCGAGCCGUUCCCUAAAGAGGGGCCUUGGGUCUGUGCCUGCCUAACGCCCCGUGGAAAUCCAGCUGGGCCUGUUAGGUCGGGGCAUUCCUCACACCUGUCACAAAGUCAUUUUUAAAAGAAUGUUUUUGUUCCAAAGCCGCAAGUUGAAUUAGGACCAAACAGAGCGUGAGACCACACGUUGCACACACACACACAUUUACACACGCCCACCGCUUCCACCACCAUCAUGAUAGAAGAAUUAAGUGGACUGUCCAUAUUUCGAUUGCUCUUUGCUGACAUUUUGUUAUGGAAAUCUCCAGGCAUGUAUAGAAGCAGAGCUGACAGGACCAGUAAACCCCUGGGCACAACGAGCCUGCGCGUGGCCAGGGCCCUUCCAGCUGCACCGCCACCCAGCCCUCUCUCCAGCCCCACAGACCCGCAUGAUUUUCACGCUAAUUCUUACUAUCACAUCGUUUAUGAGUAAAGUUCAUAAGAAGGACUGUGAAAAAACACUUCUUUAACUUUUUAAACGUGCAGUUAGUGUUCAAAUGUUCCCUGUUGUCUCGUACAUGUUUGGUCAUGUU
Artibeus jamaicensis (Jamaican fruit-eating bat) is the source of this 1887-nucleotide messenger RNA. It is a transcript of the gene CTSE, whose product is annotated as cathepsin E. Gene Ontology annotation, biological process: proteolysis. Bases 116 to 1339 code for a protein of 407 amino acids. Gene Ontology annotation, cellular component: endosome. The record is from RefSeq and is a predicted model, not a curated record. The transcript is spliced from 9 exons. NCBI's taxonomy places the organism in Eukaryota, Metazoa, Chordata, Mammalia, Chiroptera, Phyllostomidae. Gene Ontology annotation, molecular function: aspartic-type endopeptidase activity.